Messenger RNA from Athalia rosae (coleseed sawfly), 2836 nucleotides. RefSeq names its product NADH-ubiquinone oxidoreductase 75 kDa subunit, mitochondrial (gene ND-75). Gene Ontology annotation, cellular component: membrane. Gene Ontology annotation, molecular function: NADH dehydrogenase (ubiquinone) activity; iron-sulfur cluster binding. The transcript has 10 exons. The coding region runs from base 230 to 2413 and encodes 727 amino acids. Gene Ontology annotation, biological process: ATP synthesis coupled electron transport. The record is from RefSeq and is a predicted model, not a curated record. NCBI's taxonomy places the organism in Eukaryota, Metazoa, Arthropoda, Insecta, Hymenoptera, Athaliidae.
CUCUAUAAUUUUUAUUUUGCGCAGUUAAUUUCAUAUUUAUGUCUAUAAGUCUACAUCUAGUUUAUAAGUCUUUAACUUCGCCGUUUAUUGAUUACUAUAAAUAAAUUUUACCUCUUUGCCCUAUAGAUCAUUCCAAAUCCUUUCGAUAAUUUUGCCCUUAAUGAUUUUACGCUGUCUACUGUGAGGCGACAGUCCCGACACCUAAAGGCAAGGGGCUACGUUUCUCAAGAUGUUGAGGCUUCCAUUAAUAAAGGCAGCCGGUCUGUCAGGAUGCAGGCUUGGAAGCGCUGCACUCCACACCACAGCAGCUAAGCUCCAAGCCCCACCUGAACAGAUCGAGGUUUUCAUUGAUGACAUCCCUGUCCUCGUUGAUCCUGGAACUACAGUUCUUCAGGCUGCUGCUAAAGUUGGGGUUGAGAUUCCUCGGUUUUGUUACCAUGAGCGUCUUGCGGUAGCUGGAAAUUGUAGAAUGUGCUUGGUUGAAAUUGAGAAGCAAAUCAAGCCUGUAGCUGCUUGUGCAAUGCCAGUUAUGAAGGGCUGGCGAGUAAAAACUAACUCAGACUUGACACGUAAGGCUCGUGAAGGUGUUAUGGAAUUUCUAUUAGUGAAUCAUCCAUUGGAUUGCCCCAUUUGUGAUCAGGGUGGUGAAUGUGAUCUACAAGAUCAGAGUAUGGCGUUUGGUAACGACAGAAGUCGUUUUGUUGAUAUUAACUUCAGUGGAAAGAGGGCUGUUGAGGACAAAGACGUCGGCCCUUUGAUUAAGACAGUCAUGACCCGAUGCAUUCACUGUACUCGGUGCAUUCGUUUUGCUUCUGAAGUUGCUGGUGUUGAUGAUCUAGGAACUACCGGUCGUGGCUCUGAUAUGCAGGUUGGCACCUACGUCGAGAAAAUGUUCCUAUCUGAGCUGUCUGGAAAUAUUAUUGACUUAUGCCCUGUUGGAGCUUUGACCAGCAAGCCGUAUGCUUUUACGGCACGUCCUUGGGAAACUCGUCGCAUAGAUAGUAUUGAUGUCUUGGAUGCCGUAGGCUCCAACAUUGUUGUAUCAACGAGAAGUGGCGAAGUUCUCCGUGUUUUGCCGCGACUGAAUGAGGAAAUUAAUGAAGAGUGGAUAUCAGAUAAGUCUCGCUUUGCUUGUGAUGGUCUGAAGCGCCAGCGUCUCCUUACUCCUAUGUCAAAAAUAGAUGGCAAGUUACAGCCUAUCGAAUGGGAAGAUGCACUAAUUGCUGCAAGCAACGCUCUACAAAAAGCUAGUGGAGACAAGAUUGCUGGAAUAGCUGGAAAACUUGCCGAUGCUGAGGCUUUAAUUUCAUUGAAGGACUUGCUGAAUAAACUUGGCAGUGAGACCUUGGCAACAGAACAAACUUUUCCAAAAGACGGUGCAGGGAUCGAUCUUAGGAGUAGCUACUUGCUUAACAAUGGCAUUGCUGGUAUUGAGGAAGCUGAUGUUGUUGUACUGAUUGGUACAAAUCCGAGAUUCGAGGCACCAUUGGUGAACACCCGUCUUAGGAAAAGUUAUCUCCACCGUGAACAAACCAUAGCCCUGAUCGGACCACAGGUGGAUUUGACAUAUGAAUAUGAGCACCUUGGAGAUUCAGCAGAAGUCAUCUCACAGCUGAAAAGUGGCACACAUCCAUUUUGCGCAACCCUCAAAAACUCCAAGGCACCUCUUAUCAUCCUGGGAGCCGAGCAACUAGGUCGUAGCGAUGGUGGUAAGAUCCUGGCUGAAUCACAGGCAUUGGCUGCUGCCUUGGGGAAAACCGUUCAGGCCCCGGAAGAUUGGAAAGUGUUGAACGUACUUCACACGAACGCAUCGCAAGUUGCUGCCUUAGAUCUUGGCUAUGGAUCUAGUCUAGCAGAAGUAAAGGAUCAAAAGCCAGAGGUUCUUUUCCUAUUGGGAGCAGAUGAUUCUAAUCUGAAAAGAGAAGAUUUUCCAAAUACUGUAAUCAUUUAUCUUGGAAGUCACGGUGAUCAAGGAGCUAGUAUUGCAGAUAUUGUUUUGCCUGGAGCUGCUUACACAGAAAAGAAAGCCAGUUACGUGAACACAGAAGGACGAGCUCAAGAGACGUUAACCGCGGUAACCCCGCCAGGCAUGGCGCGUCCGGAUUGGAAGAUCAUCAGAGCGCUGUCAGAGUUUAUUGGAGCUCGACUCCCCUAUGAUGAUAUCUAUGCUGUUCGUAAUAGACUAGAGCAGGUAGCCCCACACCUGGUUAGGUACGGAGAUAUUGAACCUGCAAACUUCUUUGCACAGGCUCUAGAAUUGUCAAAGAAAUCUGGAAGUUUUACGUCAGAGCCACUUGAAGUCAAACAGAAAGUACUCGAUGAUUUUUUCAUGACGGAUGUAGUAUCACGGGCAUCACCAACGAUGGCUAAAUGUGUGCAAGCCGUUCUAAAACAACGUCAGGCGCAAUUAUAGAGUUGACUUCAUUUAUUUAUGUACAUAGUAUAGGAUUCUGUUAUAAUAAAAACACUUAAAUAGAAUUGUCUUAUUAUUAUUAGUAUAAACUGCAUCUGGGACUUAUAAGACCUAUGAAUGAAAAACGUAACACAAUUCAUUGUAACAGAAUUCUACACCAGUCAUCCUACUAGCGGCGAUAAUUUUAUCAUAGGUCAAUAAAUUAUUACUCUUUACAAUGUUACAAUUCAAUACAACCCUGUAUCGUUGACUCAUUGACAGUCAACGCUUAAAUACAUCCAGGAUUUAUUUUUUCGCUCGAACUUGUACUAUUUCAGUUACACCGAGGUGAGACUAAGAUCUUGGAACAUAAAGCUUGUACUGAAUAAUUGUGAAGUAUUGUUGUAAAGCUCGAGGUUAAUUAAAUUUAAUAAACAACAUGAA